AUGGAGCCCAAUGAAGGCAGGCUGGCGUUUGUGCCCUGCGUGGAAGACGACUGGCGGGGCUGCCGCCACGGGGAACAGGACGCGAAUGCGCUGGCGCUGGCGCGUCGCCUGGCAUUUCUUGAGGGACGCGUAGAGGAGGCGUACAACCUGCUGGAGGCGCGACUGGGGCGCGGGAGCCCCUCCUCCGGGGCGUGGCGGGAGUGGCAGGAGGCCGCCUUGUUGCUGUUUUCACUUUGCGACGACGACGAUGGCGCCGCGCGGUGGGCGGCGACUGGGCUCCUGCCGCUGCCGUCUUCCACGGCGGCUCGCACGGCGGUGGGAAAGAUGGACGACGUCAUGUACCAGCACUGCAUUGUGUGCUGGGUGAAGCUGGCGUCCGCCGCGCUGCUGCGGCGCGAGACGUCGCCGGCGAUGUCGCCGAAGGAGGCAACCGACACGCUGACCUUUGCGCUGCACAACGUGUGCUGCGUGCGUCUCUCGGCGUCGCCACGUUGUCUGCCCACCUGGCGCUUGCUGGAGCGCGUUCUCCGGGCGCUGUUGCUGCUGGGCGCGGGGUCUGCCGAGGAGGCCGCCGUGGCUGUGGUGCGGCGGAUGGCCCAGUACCUCCAUCACUACCUCAUCCGCUACCUGGAGCUGCGGGACCGGCCAAUGGAGGGGCGGUGCGGGGUUUUGGGGUACCGCGGCGUCUUUGACCGCGCGUCGGCGGGCAUGAACGGGGGCGGCGGCGACAUGGACAGGGCUCGGGAAGACGCGGGGGAGCAGAGGCCCGCGGGGGUCUCCGCCCGGGAACUGUGCGCGGCGCUGCUAACGCUCUGCGGCCGCGGUGGCGCACGCGGGGGGGAUGCGCCCUUGAAGGACGACCACCCCAACGAUGCGGCCGCAGAGGGGAGGGGGCGUCAGGGUGAGGAGGACAUCGCAGGCGACGCCGAGGCGGCGGCGUUGGAGGCGUUUUUGGACCGCUACUUUCUCCGCAGUGCCCCAGCGGCGUUUGAACCGCCCCGUAGCUCGGCGGCGUAG
Trypanosoma conorhini is the source of this 1017-nucleotide messenger RNA. RefSeq lists its product as uncharacterized. NCBI's taxonomy places the organism in Eukaryota, Euglenozoa, Kinetoplastea, Trypanosomatida, Trypanosomatidae. The record is from RefSeq and is a predicted model, not a curated record. The transcript has a single exon. The coding region runs from base 1 to 1017 and encodes 338 amino acids.